Messenger RNA from Eurypyga helias (sunbittern), 429 nucleotides. Its product is annotated as guanine nucleotide-binding protein G(t) subunit alpha-1-like. Gene Ontology annotation, biological process: adenylate cyclase-modulating G protein-coupled receptor signaling pathway. The transcript has 3 exons. Gene Ontology annotation, cellular component: heterotrimeric G-protein complex. Gene Ontology annotation, molecular function: GTP binding; G-protein beta/gamma-subunit complex binding; G protein-coupled receptor binding. The annotation marks the transcript as partial. NCBI's taxonomy places the organism in Eukaryota, Metazoa, Chordata, Aves, Eurypygiformes, Eurypygidae. The record is from RefSeq and is a predicted model, not a curated record.
GAUCAUCCACCAGGACGGUUACUCGCUGGAGGAAUGCCUGGAGUUCAUCGCCAUCAUCUACAGCAACACGCUCCAGUCCAUGUUGGCCAUCGUGCGGGCCAUGAACACCCUCAACAUCCAGUACGGGGACACGGCUCGCCAGGACGAUGCCCGCAAGCUGCUGCACCUCUCAGACACCAUCGAGGAGGGCACCAUGCCCAAGGAGAUGUCGGACAUCAUCGGGCGGCUCUGGAAGGACACGGGCAUCCAAGCGUGCUUCGACCGUGCCUCCGAGUACCAGCUCAACGACUCGGCCGGCUACUACCUGUCGGACCUGGAGCGCCUGGUGACCCCCGGCUAAGUCCCCACGGAGCAGGACGUGCUGCGCUCCCGCGUCAAGACCACCGGCAUCAUCGAGACCCAGUUCUCCUUCAAAGACCUCAACUUCAG